UUGAUACCUGCUCUUUAUGAACGGACAAGAGAAGAAGUCCGUCGUUCUCUUGCAGAUGAAGUGACACAAAUAUGCAUAACCACAGACAUGUGGACAUCACGCGCCAAUGAAUGCUAUAUGGCAAUCACUGGGCAUUAUUUAACUUGCGAUUUUCGUAUGAAGACUGUGCUGAUAUCAUGUGACUAUUUUUCUGAUCGCCAUACCAGUGAAAACCUCCAAAACUUUUUGAAGGAGUCUCUGAAGGAGUGGGGACUUGAGAAAAAAGUAAACUUCGCAAUAAGCGAUAACGCUGCGAAUGUGCAAAAUGCCCUCACAAAUCUAGGUAUUAAGCACUAUGGGUGCUACGGACAUACCUUGAACCUAGUAGUUCAAGAUGCUACGGGUGGUGUCAUGUCCACGAUAGAUAAGGUGAAGGUUAUAGUACGGCACUUUAAAAAAAGCACUAUAGCCACAGAAAAAUUAAUAAAAUACCAAAAAAGUGACAACGAAAACGAAAUUCCAAAAAAGCUCAUACAAGAAGUGCCUACACGCUGGAACUCCAUGUUCCACAUGAUUCGAAGAUUUGUUGAGCUUGAGGCAGCCAUACGAGCUACAGUAGCAGUAAUUGCUAAAGAUUUACCUGUUGUUAGCAAUGAAGAGUGGAGGCUAUUGAGUGAACUAACGAAAAUCCUCAAGCCAUUCGAUGAGAUAACUGAGUCCAUGAGUGGUGAACAAUAUAUCACAGCGAGCUCAGUAAUUGUCAUCACCAAGUGCCUAAUCAGGACUUGUGACAAGCUUCUACGUGAAGGAUUUUGCUGGCCUGCGUAUGAAGUUAUAACUGCAUUAAAACGGGGUCUUAUGGAAAGGUUCGAAAAUGUGGGAAAAAGUCGCACAUUUGGUAUAUGUACUUUCUUAGACCCUCGAUAUAAAAUUUCUUUAUUUGAGGGAGAAUCCGAACAAAGGUUUGUGAGGAAACUAGUUGAAGACGCAAUCACUACAAUUAUAGACAAUGAGACCAGAACCAAUGCUCCCGUUCCUGGAGUAAGUGCAGGCACAACCAUAAUUGAGCACGAUAAAUUUUCACCAUGGAGCGCCUUAGAUGAAUUAAUAGGUGGAACGACAGGGACACCUAUACGGCGUGUAAGUCCACUGGCUAAGGCGAUUCAAGAAAUUGACCGCUACCUAGAAGAUGAAAUGUUACCUAUCCACGAUGCGGAGAGGAAGUGGAAUUGUCCGAUGGAGUGGUGGCGUAACAAUAACCAAAAAUACCCACACCUGGCUAAAUUAUUUCUCAAAUAUGGCAACAUUGUAGCCACUUCAGUACCUUGUGAAAGGAUGUUCAGUAAGGCAGGCCUCAUCAUUUCGGAUCGCCGCACCCGCUUAGAUCAUAAAAAAGUGGGCAUGAUAAUGUUUUUAAAUGCUUUAAAAUGGGUAUCAAACAAUCUUCUUUCCAAUCGUUAG
Messenger RNA from Parnassius mnemosyne (clouded apollo), 1440 nucleotides. Lineage: Eukaryota; Metazoa; Arthropoda; Insecta; Lepidoptera; Papilionidae. The record is from the annotation of a GenBank genome assembly.